AGAAAAGCUGAAGGAUUUGGGUCUGUUGCAGCCUGGAGAAGCUCGAGCUGCUGGGGAUCUAAUCGCAGUGUGCCGGUUCCUACGUGGGAGUUACAGAGGAGCGGAGAGCCCUGUCUUCAUAAGGAUGGAUGGUGACAGGAGAAGCAGCAGCAGGCACAGGCUUUUUGGGGGGGAAAAUGCUGCUGGAUAUGAGGAAAAAAAUCCCUCACCGUAAGAACAAUGGACCAGUGGAAAAGAAAGGCCAGAGAAGUGGUGGACUCCCGGUCCCUGGCAAUAUUCAAGGCUCGCCUUGACAGGGCUCUGGAAAACCUAAUCGAAGGCCCUGCUUCCCAAGAGAAAGUCAGACCAGAUGAUCUCCAGAGGACCCUUCCAACCUGGACUUCUCUGGGAUCCAAUGUCCCAGAGCAGGGGCCAACACAGGCCAAGCAAGACAGGCCUGUGGGUCAGGCUCUUGGAGGGUGACCGCAGGAGAGGCCGUCUGGGGCUGUGCUGCCCCUGAGGGCUAGGGGCCCUCUGCAAGAGCCCAGACGAUACCCACUGCUGGCAGGACUGCCGUGGGGCGUCAGCGUGGCAGGAGCAGCGGGGGGAGCUGGCUGUGCACGUGGGCUCCCUCCUGCCCUUCCUGCCUGCUGCAGGAACCUGCCCUUAGUGAGCAGGGAGACUUUUCCCCGCCAGCGGAGCUGCCUUCCCUGGCUUUGUGGAGGAAACUCCCGCGGGUGGUUUGUCAGGAGCCUCCUUAAAGGCAAACCCAGCCCUCUUGGCUGCAUGUCACACCUGGGCUGAACAUGCAAACUCAGAGAGAGCAGGAGAGUGCAGGGAGGGAAGGAGAGCGGGAGCACAAGGCUUGUGUGGGCCAGCCAGGAGCCUUUUGUUCGUCCUCAGCUGCCGCCCGGAGGUGUGAGAGCUCCCUUGGGCAGCCCAGCCCAGGCGCCAGGCUGACCGGACACCCACUCACUGCAGCCGCCAUGGCCAGCGCUGACGCAGACUUGGAGGCGGAGGCACUUCCCCAUAUUUCUGAAGGAGACGUGAAUGAGAUAAGGGCUGCAGUAGAGAAAGGAGACCUCACAGCAGCAGCUACAAAAGCCCAGGAGAUCCUGGCUAAUGAAGAAAAGAUCCAGCUCCACAUUGCUGUAACAGGAGAGUCAGGCUCCGGGAAAUCGUCUUUCAUCAAUGCCGUGCGUGGCCUGCAGGACCAUGAGCAGGGUGCAGCUGAGGUUGGAGUGACAGAGACAACGGUGCAGUGCAGCCCUUAUCCUUGCCCCCAGGACUCCCACGUGACUUUCUGGGACCUGCCUGGCAUUGGGACACCCAAUUUCAGACCAGACACCUACCUGCAGCAGGUGCAGUUCGACCGCUAUGACUUCUUCAUCAUCAUCUCCUCCAGCCGCUUCACAUGCAAUGCUGCGAUUCUGGCAGAGGCAAUUCAGGCUCGGGGGAAGCAUUUCUACUUUGUGCGCUCCAAGGUGGAUCAGGACGUGAGCAAUGAGCAAAGACUCUACGAUGAGGAGGGAGUCCUGAAGGCCAAAGGGAAGGAAGCUCCUGCGACCCGGUCACAGCGCUAUGAUGAGAGGACAGUCCUGGAUAGGAUCCGUCAGGACUGUGAAAGUAACUUGACAGAGCUGGGCAUAAGCUCCCCUCAAGUCUUUCUUGUCUGCAGGGAUGGUUUUGGCAGGAAGUACGAUGGUCCCAGACUGUUGCGGACCUUCCUGGAUGAUCUGCCAAGCCAGAAGAAACUCAGCUUCCUACGGUCCCUGGCCGUCACUUCAAAGGAGGUGCUGAGAAAGAAGAAGAAGGAGCUGAUGAAGUAUGUCUGGCUGAAAAGCCUUGCGUCAUGUGGAGCAUCUGCUGUUCCCAUCCCUGGUCUCUCUACCGCUGUUGAUAUUGCAAUCCUGGUGACAUCCCUGCAAGAGUACUGCCGGACCUUUGGCCUGGCUGAAGACUCCCUCCAGAAACUUGCAGAGCAGGUGGACAAGCCUGUUGAGGAGCUGAAGGCUGUCAUGAGGUCCCCCCUGCACCACGAAAUAUCCAAGGAUCUUGUAAUGAAGCUGUUGACCAAAAGCUUUGGGGGUGCUGUGCAAUAUCCACUGCUUGUGUUAAAAUCCAUCCCCAUAGUGGGGGCUGUGAUAGGCUGUCUGUUGUCGGCAGCAAUUGCUUUCCCUAGCACGUUCUUUCUGUUGAGGAAUUUCCUGUCUGAUGCUGCUGCUGAUGCCGAACGUAUUCUGCAGCGGGCUUUAGAGGGGACGAGUCAGAAUAGCCCAAAGGGGAGCUGAGCACAAAGUGUGUGAAAGGAAUGUGGGGAGCUCCCAAGAGCAGAGGGGAGAGGGGCUGAGUCCGGCCAUCUGCAUUCUGCACGGGUGGCCAAUGCCUUGCUGUCUGGAAGUGCUGCGGGGUGCUCUGGUGGUGCCGGGGAGUGGGGUGAACUGCUGAAGCUCUGUGUGUCUUGGCACCAGGACAGCUCAGGAGCAGUGUGACCAAGGGGACGCUGAGGUGGGCAUAGCAGGAGACGUUCUCCCCUGGAAGCUCUGUGGUUCAGGAGGAGCCGCUCGGGAGGAGCGUCUGGGCAGAGAGGCAUCUCCUUUGGGAGCCACUUGAGGGCUGGGGCUCUCCAGCAUAGAUGCCAAGGGAGGCUGGGGACAGGCCUGUGUGUUGGGUGAAGUCCCCAGCCACGUGUCCCUGGUGCUAGCGCUGGGGUGCAGGCUCAGAUUACAAUCUCUGCCUCGAGGAGGCCACCAGUGAUUAUUCCCUGAGGCUCUGCUUCUGAAGAGCUGACGGACAGUCCGGUUAAGGAGAAGUCUUGCAGCCCGGAGAACAAAGAUCCUGCACCAUGUGGCAGGGAUGCCUCUCUCCAGCGUGGCUGCCUGCAGGGCAGAUGUCUCCACUGGGGCUGGUGUGCUGCCUUCCGCGUCACUGAGGAGAAACCAGCUGCUCUGGGAGUCUGCGAGUCCCAGACCCAAGUCCACGUCUGCCCUUGGCCACAUGCAUCCUCAGUGCCCACUUUGGCCUUCUGCCUGGCUGCCCCAGCAGCUGCCAUCUGCUUUCCCCAAAGGUGACACACCCAAACCCACAAAACACCCCCCUGCCCCAGCUUGGCCAUGAGGUGCCAGCCCCAUGGUGCCCUCAGGGGCUGCAUGCUACCCUUGCCAUGCACACCUCGCCCUUCUUGGCGCUGCCCCUCUCCCUUGGACGCCCCUGCCAUCUCCCCCUGGGAUGGUCAGUGCUCCAGGCUAGGGAGGACUCUCUCUGCUCUUCAUUUGCACCACGUGUGUCGUGGGGACAACCCAGGACACAGCCUCUCCUGCCUGCUCCGGGGUGCUGCUGCGCGGCCGUCACAGCAGUAAAAUAAAGUACACUUAGAACAGCCACUGUGGAAGUCUCUUGCCCUAGAUCUGACCCAGCUUGCUGAGAAGCAAGUGCUGCUUUAGUUUGCAGAAGGGGGAGAAAGGCAAUUCUGACCAGAGGAGCGGCUCGGAUCUUUGCCUCAUCCAGGCACCUGUGCUCCGGCUGUGCAAGCGUGCCCAGAGCAAUGCUGCCUGUAGGUGAGAUGGCUGUGCCAGAAAAUCCCCCCUUCCAUGUCGGCUGCUCCUGCCGCAGCAAACACACAAGCAGCUGGACCGGGGGAGAGUCUCGCUGUAGCAGGUAGGAAAACGUAGCAAGUGCUGAUGUUGCCGGGACAUUAUCCGGCAGUUGUUUAGAGUGAGGGGCAGGAAGACAAGAGUGCUAAGGCCUCGCUCAGGACGUUCUUGGUAAAGAUUGCAUGGAUUUGGAUUUGGUCUGGUAUGGGACUACCUGGAGAAAGCACUCCAAAGAGCCAGUCCCUCCCCAGAGCACCACCAGCAUGACACCUUCUUUAGCCAAAUUCGUACCAAAUUCUGUGGCUACGUGAGCACGGGCACAGACCUCAAGGCAGCCGGCCGGGGCACUGUGUAAUGCCCUGCUAGCGGUUGCUUAGAUGCAUCAUGAUGAAGGACCGCAAGGUUGUGCCUUUGGGUGUUGGGGACCAAGACAGAAUGAUGCUGUGUAAGACAGCAGAGAAUCUCUAUGGCAGAAAGUAAUGAUGUGGUAACUAUGAUUUGUGGCCAGAAUGUGUGCACGUGAGUUGCCAGUGAUCAUGUGCCUUCUUGCCUACGUGCCAGCAGUCACGGUGUGCCUUCCUGCUUAUGUGCCAGCAGCUGCGGUGGGCCUGUCCUGCUGGACUGUCCUGCCCGCCUGCCAGGCAUCAGAGGACGUCUUCCUACCUAUCACAAGAUGCCACAAUGCCAAGGAGAUACUUGGAGGAGUGGCUGAGCUUGAUUGCUAUAUAACCAGCCAUUGUGUUUUCAAUAAAGGAGCUUUUGCACUCCCC
Dromaius novaehollandiae (emu) is the source of this 4342-nucleotide messenger RNA. RefSeq names its product interferon-inducible GTPase 5-like. The transcript has 2 exons. The record is from RefSeq and is a predicted model, not a curated record. Gene Ontology annotation, cellular component: membrane. Gene Ontology annotation, molecular function: GTP binding; GTPase activity. Lineage: Eukaryota; Metazoa; Chordata; Aves; Casuariiformes; Dromaiidae. The coding region runs from base 786 to 2270 and encodes 494 amino acids.